This is a messenger RNA of Empidonax traillii (willow flycatcher), 2220 nucleotides long. It is a transcript of the gene ISL1, whose product is annotated as ISL LIM homeobox 1. Gene Ontology annotation, cellular component: nucleus. Gene Ontology annotation, molecular function: cis-regulatory region sequence-specific DNA binding; DNA-binding transcription factor activity, RNA polymerase II-specific. Bases 299 to 1348 code for a protein of 349 amino acids. Lineage: Eukaryota; Metazoa; Chordata; Aves; Passeriformes; Tyrannidae. The transcript has 7 exons. Gene Ontology annotation, biological process: positive regulation of transcription by RNA polymerase II; axonogenesis; neuron fate specification. The record is from RefSeq and is a predicted model, not a curated record.
GCGCCCCUGAGCAGCGGUGGACGCGGGCACCGCACCGCACCGCACCGCACCCCGCUUGGCCGCGGCUCUCGGCUGAGGAGUUCCCAUAACGCCUCCAGGGAGCAGCGCCGCAGAUCCUUUCUAACAGCAAGUCUGCGUCUUCUCUACACCUUUUUUUAUAAGAAUUUUAAGGGAUUCUUCUUGGGGAAAGGCAGAAGUUCUUGAGAGGCAAUUUAAGCGACAGCUCUCAAACCUACUUUGGGGUCUUAAAACGAAACCGUACACCAUUUCACUGUGGACAUUACACCCUCUUUCAGAUAUGGGAGACAUGGGAGACCCACCAAAAAAAAAACGUCUGAUUUCCCUAUGUGUUGGUUGCGGCAAUCAAAUUCACGAUCAGUAUAUUCUGAGGGUUUCUCCGGAUUUGGAAUGGCAUGCGGCGUGUUUGAAGUGUGCAGAGUGUAAUCAGUAUUUGGACGAGACCUGUACGUGCUUUGUUAGGGAUGGCAAAACCUACUGUAAAAGAGAUUAUAUCAGGUUAUACGGCAUCAAGUGCGCCAAAUGCAGCAUCGGCUUCAGCAAGAAUGACUUCGUGAUGCGCGCCCGCGCCAAGGUGUACCACAUCGAGUGUUUCCGUUGCGUGGCCUGCAGCCGCCAGCUCAUCCCCGGCGAUGAAUUCGCGCUGCGGGAGGACGGCCUCUUCUGCCGGGCGGACCACGACGUGGUGGAGCGGGCCAGCUUGGGCGGCGGGGAUCCCCUCAGCCCCCUGCACCCCGCCCGGCCGCUGCAGAUGGCAGCAGAACCUAUCUCUGCCAGACAGCCAGCUCUGCGGCCCCACGUCCACAAGCAGCCGGAGAAGACCACCCGAGUCCGGACUGUCCUCAAUGAAAAACAGCUUCACACCUUGAGGACCUGCUACGCUGCCAACCCCAGGCCUGACGCCCUCAUGAAAGAGCAACUGGUAGAAAUGACUGGCCUCAGCCCGAGGGUCAUCAGGGUUUGGUUUCAAAACAAGCGAUGCAAGGACAAAAAAAGGAGCAUUAUGAUGAAGCAACUUCAGCAGCAGCAACCCAAUGACAAAACUAAUAUCCAAGGGAUGACAGGAACUCCUAUGGUGGCUGCUAGUCCGGAGAGACAUGACGGUGGUUUGCAGGCGAACCCCGUGGAGGUGCAGAGUUACCAGCCGCCCUGGAAAGUACUGAGUGACUUCGCGUUGCAGAGUGACAUAGACCAACCUGCUUUUCAGCAACUAGUUAAUUUUUCGGAAGGAGGACCUGGUUCCAAUUCUACUGGAAGUGAAGUAGCAUCAAUGUCCUCUCAACUGCCAGAUACACCUAACAGCAUGGUAGCCAGUCCUAUUGAGGCAUGAGGAACAUUCGUUCAAAUCUCUGUUGUUGUUGUUUCUGCCCUUAUCCUCAUCCCAUUGGAGAGAGUGGGAAAGUGAACGUGUUGUGACUCCGAAAUUUAGGGGGAAAGAAUAUUUAACCACCCCGUAAGAAACCUAGCAAGGAGCUGUUCCAUGAGAUGAACGGAGUCAUGUUUGAAAAGACAAGGUAAUAUGGUAGCAACACUGUGAAGACAAUCAUGGGAUCUUACUAGAAAAAAAUACUAAAAAGAACCACAAAACCCCCGCUUUUCAAUGAUCAGAGGAGGAUCAAAAAGACGUUUUCCAAAUGUAAAGGAUUUGUACUCGUGGAUCUCAAAAAAAAAAAAAAAUCUUUUCAUUUGACUGCACAUCUUAGGGAGAAACCAAGGUAGAGGGACUUUCUAUCUGGUCCCUCCCAAUCCGAAUGGUGCUGUUUCUAUAUUGGGGAUAGCCUUGCCAAAAGAAGCUCCAGUAAGUUUUCCAUCAACAGGAAAGAGACGAUUCAGCCCUGCAUUGUUGAAAGAUUCCUUGCAGGAAGAUGGAGCUGCAUUGGUUUGCAAUGUUGUUUUUAGUUUACUCUUGACAAGGGGUUGUUUCCUGGGUCUCUUCUAGCAUGUCUGUAGCGGGAUUCUGAUUUUGUUUGGUUGAGAUCCACCCCCUAUUAGGUCUGAAGUGAUUAAAAAUAGAUUUUCAAUUUCCUCUUUAAAACAAAUUUAUAAAAACAUUGCAACAAGGUAUACCUCUAUUUUGCCACAAAGCGUCUCGGGAUUGUGUUUGAAAUGUGUCUGCCCAAGAACCUUCCCCUCCCCCAAAGAUGUGUAUAGUCAUUGGUUAUAAGGACUGUUCUUCUCUCUUUCUCUUUCUCUUUCUCUCUC